Messenger RNA from Homalodisca vitripennis (glassy-winged sharpshooter), 2057 nucleotides. RefSeq names its product laccase-like. Gene Ontology annotation, molecular function: copper ion binding; oxidoreductase activity. The transcript is spliced from 11 exons. Gene Ontology annotation, cellular component: plasma membrane. Gene Ontology annotation, biological process: iron ion transport. NCBI's taxonomy places the organism in Eukaryota, Metazoa, Arthropoda, Insecta, Hemiptera, Cicadellidae. The record is from RefSeq and is a predicted model, not a curated record.
GAAUACGUAGAUAAUAAUUGGAUGCCUUACAGUUCGUAUGAGGCGCCAGAAUAAUACCUGAAAUGAUACACCCUAAUUGCCUGGCAUUGAUCACAAUAUGUUUCAGCUUCUAUCAAGGAGUCGCCGGUACUGAGGGUGAAAACGAUUGGCACUACCAAGCGAAAGAGUCACAUCCCUGUCAGCGUCCUUGUGUCCCAGGGGACGUGAAGACCUGCUACUACAGGUUCUCCAUAGAGUGGUACUGGGCUCUCAGUAAAGCCUGCUAUGACUGCCCCCAGACCCUGUCCGACUGCUAUAGAGAGGACUGCGUCCCGGCCGAUGGCAUCCAAAGGUCCAUUAUGGUCGUCAAUAGGCAAAUGCCUGGUCCCAGUGUCGAGGUAUGCUACGGAGACAAGGUGGAAGUGGAAGUGGAGAACCUGAUGAAUGACCAAACCACCUCGAUACAUUGGCAUGGCCACCACCAGGUCAAGACACCCUACAUGGAUGGGGUACCCUUCAUCACCCAGUGUCCUAUAUCGCCCUAUUCUGUAUUCCGGUAUACCAUGGGGGCUACGAACCUCGGCACCCACUUCUGGCACGCCCACACAGGUGAGCGUGCAAAAAGUGAUGGUGUUUUUGGACCCCUCAUCGCCUGAGCCCCUAUGGAUGCUGAAACCUCUCUCCUCUACGACGAGGAUCUCUCAGAGCACACCAUCGUCAUCAAUGACUGGACCCACGUGACCGGCAUGGACAAACUCCAGUGGCACAUCCAGAGUUCAGGCAAUAACAAGCCGGAUACUAUCCUUGUGAAUGGAAGGGGGCGAUACUUCAACGACUCCGUACAGCUCAUCAAUACUCCUCUUGCUAUCUUCACUAUGCAAAAGGGCCUCAAAUACAGAUUCCGGCUAAUCAACUCAGGGGUUCACAACUGCCCUGUAGACAUCAACAUUGACGGCCACACUAUCACUGCGAUCGCCAGUGAUGGCCAUGACAUCGAGUCUGUUGAAGUGGACUCCCUUGUGUCUUACGCUGGCGAGCGGUGGGACUUCGUGAUAGAAGCCAAUCGUCCUGUAGGCAACUACUGGGUGAGGUUCACCGGACUGAUGGACUGCGAUCAGCGGUUCACUAAAGCACACCAAGUCGCUGUUCUGCACUGUUAGGGCGCACCUGAGCGGGAACCGAAGGAACCAGUUGGGUACAACGUGCACCCCAAGCCGCAGCUGCAACUGAACUCUCUGAACGUCGCCCUCAACUAAACUGGGACUAUCAGCCUCCCCGUGCUUAUAGCCAACAAUAAGUCUGACGACCCUGUCCUACUCCACGACCCGGAUACAUCUGUGGUACUGGCAUACGACUUCAAUAAAGUCGACCAUCCGAUGUAUCACAAACCCAAUGCGUACGGAUUUAAUCAAGUGAAUGCGACAUUUCGAAGGUACACGCCUCAAUUCAACCACAUAUCAUUCAAAAUGCCACAUUCUCCCUUGCUGUCACAAUACAGCGAUGUUGACCCGAGGAUCUUCUGUGAGAAUCACAACCUCACCGACUGCAAUACAACAUUCUGCGAGUGUUUAAACAUCAUAGAAGUUCCGACCAAUAGCAACGUGGAAAUCAUCCUGAUUAAUAUAGGAUUAACUUACAAUGCCAACCAUCCAUUCCACUUGCAUGGCUAUGCCUUCCGGGUGGUGGGGAUGGAUAGGCUCGGAGAAAGUUUGGAUGUGGAACUUGUAAACAAGCUGAACAGAGAAGGGCGGCUUGUAAGGAACCUCGAGAAUCCUCCCUUCAAGGACACUGUAACAGUUCCUGAUGGCGGUUACACCAUUCUCAGAUUUCACGCUAGUAACCCUGGGUACUGGCUAUUUCACUGUCAUAUAGACUUCCAUUUAGAGGUUGGAAUGGCUGUGGUUUUCAAAGUCGGAAAAGACGAGGAGUUUCCUCCAGUACCAAAUGGAUUUCCGAAAUGUGGAGAUUUUAAGAUAGAUAAUUUUGAGAAAAGUUCAUAUGACCAUUGAAUUUUGAUCUCUCACAAGUUAUGUACAAUGUUCAACAUUAAACUGAAAAAACUGUCCAAUGAUUUUAAA